Adineta ricciae is the source of this 3012-nucleotide messenger RNA. Lineage: Eukaryota; Metazoa; Rotifera; Eurotatoria; Adinetida; Adinetidae. The record is from the annotation of a GenBank genome assembly.
AUGAACGUCGGAGCGAAUGGAGGCCGUUUUGAUUUUGACGACGGCGGCACUUAUUGCGGAGGGUGGAAUGAUGGCAAAGCACACGGACACGGUGUUUGCACAGGUCCAAAAGGACAAGGUGAAUAUGCGGGUGCAUGGCAAUAUGGUUAUGAAUUCUCUGGCAUCUACUUAUGGCCGUCAGGAAACUCAUAUGAAGGACAAUGGAUGAGCGGAAAGCGACAUGGAUUGGGUGUUGAAAAGAAAGGAAGAUGGGUCUACAAAGGCGAAUGGACACAAGGUUUCAAAGGGCGUUACGGUGUGAGAGUAUCAGAGAUUUCUGGUGCUAGAUAUGAAGGAACAUGGGCAAAUGGAUUACAAGAUGGUUAUGGUAUUGAACUGUAUGCAGAUGGUGGUAUCUAUCAUGGUCAAAUACAACAAGGUCUUCGGCAUGGUUUUGGUAUACGACGGAGUGUGCCGUACGGCAUAGCGUCACGUUAUCGAUCAAAAGAUAUACGAGAUUCUCUGACAUCGCUUCGUUCCGAAGAUGACGAAGAACGAAUUCAACGUGAACGUGAUCGACGUAUGGAUGAAAAUCGCGGUGGAUUUGUUCUUCGUUCGAAAUCAGAUCCGCAUGAUCCAUCAUCAGCACGUAGUGUUAGUCAAGGUCCGCAUCGUGGUUCACUAUCGCAUAGUACAGAUCGUCGUCAUUCAUUGCGCAAAACACUUUUAGCUAAAUUACGUAAACAAAAGUCAACGAGUGACAUUGAAGAUCUGAAUCUAACUAAGAAGAAAAGUUCGUUUCGCUCAACGGCAAGCUCAACGAGUGGUGAUUCGAAACAUUCAGUUAAAACAUCAACAAUUAUGUCUUCUCAUGCUAAUACACCCAAUUCAAUUGGUGCAUUUGACGAUGGUGAUCAAUCAUUCAUUUCACAAGAUGAUAUACUCGAUAAUAAUGUGGUGGAAACGUACAUGGGAGAAUGGAAAGCGGAUAAACGUACUGGAUUCGGUAUAGCUGAACGCUCAGAUGGUCUCAAAUACGAAGGCGAGUGGUUUAAUAACAAGAAGAACGGUUACGGAGUAACUACGUUUCGUGAUGGAACCAAGGAGGAGGGCAAAUAUAGAAACAAUGUUUUAAUUAAUGAUAAACGUAAACCAAGUAAAUUAUUUCUAUUACGUGCAUCGAAAUUUCGUGAUAAGAUCGAUGCAGCUCUUAAUAAUUCAAUGAAAUCAGCAACGAAUGCCCAACAAAAAGCUGAAAUAGCUAUGGCAAGAGCAAAUAAUGCUCGCUCCAAAGCACAUUCAGCUGAAAUCUAUGCCAAGCAAGCUCGAAAUGAUAGCAUAGAAGCUCGAGUAGCAGCAAAAGCAGCUGCGCCCGACUUCCGACAGCCAGGAGAAGAUAAACCACAAGUGUUCAUACCGCUCGAUAUCGACCGACAAACAGAUGGUAAAUUAAUUACGAUCAAUCAUGUAGAUACCGGUCUACCUAACGGUCGUAUACCGAUACCAUCCAAUUUUAUACCUCAUACAACCCCGAUCUUACCGCCACAUGUUUCUCACCAAAAUCAAAACAAUCCAAUUACAUCUUCGAAUUUCACGCUUGAUGGUGGCGUUUAUCAAGGUCAACUACCAACAGCAGCUAAACCAGUGCAUGACGUGAAUUCAAACAUAAAAAUGAAUGGACUACCAUUGUCAAUGCAGCAGCAGCAGCAACAACAACAACAGCAACAGGAGUUUUAUCAUCAAAAUCAUACAAGUAUGUCGCCAAUACCCUAUAAUAAUAUGCCUGAUCCACGUACAAAUGCUUCCAUGAUACGACAAUACUCUCAACCGAACCAACCGAUCCGUAGUGGUAUAGUAACACCAGGAAAUUUCAGUUUCGAUGAUGACCGCGCAACAACAAUGUCCGCCAGCUUUGACUCUUCGUCAGCGCACGCUCCGUCUACUGCGCAAUUCGUACCAAAUCCUGUUGGUAUUGGUCCCCGUUCAGUACCAAAACGAUCGACGUUCAUUAGAACUCGUCAUGUUGAUGCAUCUAACGAAGAUCUCACUCAUGAUCUACAGCAACAACAACAACAACAACAGCACGAUUCGAUUCAUUCGUCGUCAAAAUUACAUGCUCCUCAAGCCAUACGUCAUACAUCAAGUUCUCGGACAAAAACACCACCACCUAGAUCGGGAAAUAAUUUUAACAUCCGACCUCCUCUUAUUCAUGGUGCAUUAGAUUCUCGAAAUUCAAGUGGCCAUGAUUCCGGUUUAAGUUCUGGUGGUGCUAGUUUCGAUCCUGAACAACAUCAUAUGUAUAACCUAACGAAUCCUAUGAAUACUGUACGAUCAAAUACACCUAUUAUUGAUGUAUAUGAAGUUCCGCAGCCAGUUCCUAUUCCCAAACGAAAGUCUCUUCCCAGCAUUGUUAAAACAAAUCCUGGUGCUUAUAAAAUUGAUGAAACAGCUCGGUCAAGUGAUAAUUUAAAAGAAAAAGAAACGUUUAUUAUCGAAAAUGGUAUACGUAAACGUGUUACAGCACAAGCACCAGCCUAUACAGAGAGUGGUUCGCUUGUACCACAAGCAUCUGUGAUGACAAGUAGCAGUGGUUCUCCUAUACUUGCUCGUCGUGUAAUUCUCGAAAGUGUAACUAAAUUGGACAAACCAUCAUCAACGACAAAUCAUACCGGUGGAAACAAACGAGGCAGCAUGCCGACUGUUGUCAAUAUUGCCCGACAUCGACAAGAAGCUCCAAGUAUAUCAAGAGAAGAAGCAACUAAACUUGGCUCUCAAAGACGGGAAGAAUUACGACGUCAACGUGAUUUCGAUUCAACUGCCAUUGGCCGUGUGAAAGCUCUACUACAGUCGAACAUUUCUACUGCUGAUCCAACUAUCACCGCCAAUCUGCAUGUAACCACUCAAGAGAUUUCUGUACAAACGGAUGAUGAUUAUCAUGGCAUUCAGAAUGUCUUCUAUCGAAAUCGAGUGUUUAUCGCCAUAUUUUUUCUGAAUUUAUCCCUUGCUCUUUGGUUUAUUCAAUUGUUAAGAUGA